AUGGCAGGCAAGAAAAAAGAAAUUCAGCUGCAGGCAACAAUACUCAAUCAGACUCAGUGGGAAGAAAUGUUAUUGGUUAAAGGUCUAACAGUAGUGGAUGUUUAUCAGGCUUGGUGUGGGCCUUGCAAAGCUGUGGUUAACUUGUUCAGAAGAUUAAAAAAUGAAUACGGUGAAGAUGACCUUCUACAUUUUGCUGUGGCAGAGGCGGAUAACGUUUUGACUCUGGCCCCAUUUAGAGACAAAUGUGAACCUGCGUUUAUCUUCUGUGUGGAUGGCAAAAUGAUUGAUAUAGUAAAAGGAGCAAAUGGACCUCUCUUGAGUAAAAAAGUAGUGGCAGUACUAGAACAAGAGAGAAAAAUCGUAGCAGGAGAAAUGCCACGGCCUGAGGUUCAAGAGCUCAUAUUUUUUGAAGAGAAAGAACCAGAGGAAGAAGCAGAAGAGGAAGAAGCUGGAGAGCAAGAAAAAUACACCGUUGUCAUUAUCAAACCUGAUGCAGUCGCUGAAGGCAAAGUUGAAGAAAUUAUUCAAACGAUUACAGAAGCUGGCUUCAUCGUUGCUGCACACAACGAGAAGAUUUUAAAUGAAGAGGAAGUUCGGGAUUUUUACAGAAACAGAUCAGAAGAGCCUGACUUUGAAGACUUUGUUGCAUUUAUGGUGUCCGGACCAAGUCACAUUCUGAUAGUGGUGGAAGGUAAAGAAGCACAUGAAGUUAUGCCUCUUGAGAUGUCAAAUUUAUGUGACAUUCAUGAUAGCGUCGAAGAAGCAAGCAGGCAACUAGCAUUCUUCUUCCCUGAUUUUUUGAAAAAGGCGACGGGCCCUAAUGUCGAAAGAACAUUGGCCUUGAUUAGACCCGCACUCUUAAGGGAAAGAAGGGAAUCUAUUCUCAAGAGGAUCGAGGAUGACGGUUUUACCAUAGCGAUGCAAAAGGAAAUCGUUCUGACAGAAGAUCAAGCACGCCAGUUUUACAAGGAGCACGAAAAUGAAGAUUUUUUCCCAGUACUCCUAGAAGAAAUGACCAGUGGACCAACUCUUGCGCUUGGUUUGGUGAGAGAAAAUGCAGUAGAAAAAUGGAGAAAAUUACUGGGCCCAAAGGUUAUUGAGGAAGCAAAGGAACAAUGUCCAAACAGUUUGCGUGCUGAGUUUGCCAUUGACAGUGCGCCUAUCAAUCAGCUACAUGGCAGCGCUUCUGCCGGUCAAGCAGCAAAGGAGUUAGAGUUCUUCUUCCCAGUGGAGCACACGUUGGCUGUCAUUAAACCCUCUGCUCUUGAAGAACACAAAGAUGACAUUAUAGGUCAAGUGAAAGAGGCCGGAUUUAUCAUAUCUGAAAUGCAAGAAACACACAUAACUCCUGAGAUUGCAGCACAGUUUUAUAAAGCUCACGAAGGGCAGCCCUUUUAUGAACAGUUGGUGGAAUACAUGUCCAAAGGCCCGUCGAUGGUGAUGAUUCUAACCAAAGAAAAUGCGGUGGAGGAUUGGCGAAAAUUAAUGGGGCCCACAGAUCCAGAAGCAGCCAAGCAGAUUUCUCCUCAAUCACUACGUGCUCAGUUUGCUCAAGAUAUUUUGCGCAAUGCUGUUCAUGGAUCGUCCACUGCAGACCAUGCAGUACAAAGCAUUCAGUACCUCUUUGGAGAUAUUGAUCUGGAGAGCCUCAAACACAAAUUAAUAUACCUGUAA
This is a messenger RNA of Euleptes europaea (tarantolino), 1674 nucleotides long. It is a transcript of the gene NME8, whose product is annotated as NME/NM23 family member 8. Gene Ontology annotation, molecular function: nucleoside diphosphate kinase activity. The transcript has 15 exons. Gene Ontology annotation, biological process: CTP biosynthetic process; UTP biosynthetic process; GTP biosynthetic process. NCBI's taxonomy places the organism in Eukaryota, Metazoa, Chordata, Lepidosauria, Squamata, Sphaerodactylidae. Bases 1 to 1674 code for a protein of 557 amino acids. The record is from RefSeq and is a predicted model, not a curated record.